GUCAUUGUCAACAAUGAAUAUUGAAACAUUGGAAAAUCGUGUAUGUGAGUUAGAACGUUUAGUAUUUGGACCUAAUCAACAACAACCAGUGAAAAAAAAUUUAACAAUUGAAAAUGAAAAAAAUUUAGUUGAUCAACUCUAUGAAUUGUAUUCUGCCAUGUCAGUUGCUGAAAAACGUUCAGUCAGUAGUAAAUUACUAUCAAGAAUUAAUGAAAUUCAAAAAUAUACUGAUCCAAAUUUCAUGGAAGAUAAUACACUUUUAACUCAAUCUAAAAUUGAAAUUAUUUUAGCUCAAAAAGAUAGAAUCGAGAAAAUUGGCAAUGAUUUGGAAAAAAUUUCUAAACUACGCGAUUGUUUAAAUCAUCCAGCAUUUAGUGAAAUUAGUACAUUAAAAAAGAAAUUUGAAGAUCUACGCCUAGUACACAAUGAUCAAUAUGUUAUGUCUGAGAAAUUGAUCGGGGAUACACAAACUCUACUAGACACAUAUCAUAAUUUGAUACGUGACACAUCUAAAUUAUUUAUCUAUUGGAAUCAACGUAUUGGAACUACAUCAUCAACGGAAUUGUCCGAUGCAUGAUUGUCAUAUUGUCUCAUUCAAUUCACUUUGAUUUCCUAAUCUCUCUCUCUCUCUGAUAUACGUUUUUUGCCUGGUUGUUGGGGGACACAUACACUUGAGUAAUUUUUUUUUGAAGGAAUUAUUUCUAUUACUAAUGUAUCAUGCAAUCUGAUGAUGUGUAAUGUAUUUUCUAUGUGAACAAAGGUAACUUUUCAUUCUAAUUUAAUCUGUACAGAAAUGUCAAUAAAUAAUGGUUCCUUAUUUUCA
Messenger RNA from Schistosoma turkestanicum, 823 nucleotides. The record is from the annotation of a GenBank genome assembly. Lineage: Eukaryota; Metazoa; Platyhelminthes; Trematoda; Strigeidida; Schistosomatidae.